Scheffersomyces amazonensis is the source of this 2471-nucleotide messenger RNA. RefSeq names its product glutamine--tRNA ligase (gene GLN4). The transcript has a single exon. Gene Ontology annotation, molecular function: ATP binding; glutamine-tRNA ligase activity. The coding region runs from base 5 to 2425 and encodes 806 amino acids. NCBI's taxonomy places the organism in Eukaryota, Fungi, Ascomycota, Pichiomycetes, Serinales, Debaryomycetaceae. The record is from RefSeq and is a predicted model, not a curated record. Gene Ontology annotation, cellular component: cytosol; cytoplasm. Gene Ontology annotation, biological process: translation; glutaminyl-tRNA aminoacylation.
CAAGAUGUCAGAUAAAGUUGUUUCUGAAGCCGAGUUAGUAUCGGCCUUCGAAAGGUUUGGAAUUACUGACAAAAAGUCGAAAGAAAUUGUUAAGAAUAAGAAAGUGUCUCAGACAUUAUUCGGACUCUUAAGCCGUGUAUCAUCGGAUGGUCCAUUAGAUGAAAAGAAAUUGGCAUUAUUACAACAAGUAGCGGUCGAAUUAAAGGGUGCCGAAGUCGCCCGUGUAGACUUACUUGUGGAUGGUAUAUUGGCUGACGAAAUCAAAACUAAUUUACAAGUCAGUGAAGGGUUGAAGUAUUUAACUAGUGCGGGAGAAGAUGCCGAAUUGGCAUCUUUCCAAGCUGCUAGUGGAGUUGGUAUUGAAAUUAGUGAGAGUCAAGUUGAAUCAGAAAUCAAAAAGUACCUUACCGAUAUUGAAUCGGAGUUGACUAGUAAACGUUAUGUUAUGGUGCCAAAAGUAUUGGGAGAAAUUAGAAAAGUUCCAAGCUUAAAGUGGGCCUCUCCUUCCUUGUUUAAGCCCAUUAUCGAUAAGUUAUUCUUGGAGAUUCUUGGCCCUAAGGAUGAAAGAGAUGUUGUUAAAAAGGAGAAGAAGAAAUCAAGUGCCAAUACUGAAAAGAAGGGUACUGGAGCUGCUACUACCACUCCUGCUUCAGAAAGAAGUAUGUUCUCCGAGGGGUUCCUUGGUGAUUUACAUAAGGCAGGUGACCAACCUCAAAUGUAUCCUGAACUCAUUAAACCUCAUUUGGAAUUCACCAAGGGAGAUGUAUUUACUAGAUUCCCUCCUGAACCAAAUGGAUUCCUUCAUAUCGGACAUUCCAAGGCUAUUAUGGUCAACUUUGGUUAUGCUGCUUAUCAUAAGGGUAAGUGUUAUCUUCGAUUCGAUGAUACCAAUCCAGAAGCAGAAGAAGAAGUAUACUUCAAUUCGAUUAAAGAAAUGGUCAGUUGGUUGGGAUACAAGCCUUGGAAAAUCACUUAUUCAUCCGAUUAUUUCCAAGAAUUGUAUGACUUGGCUGAAAAGUUAAUUGAAGUUGAACGUGCUUAUGUGUGUCACUGUAAACCAGAAGAAGUCAAGGUUCAAAGAGGAUUGAAAGAAGAUGGAACUUUAGGUGGAGAAAGAUUUGGUUGUAAACAUCGUGAACAAACCGUUGAAGAAAACUUGAAGAAAUUCAGAGCCAUGAGAGACGGUGAGUACGAUAUUGGUGAAGCCACCUUAAGAAUGAAAAUGGAUCUUACCAGUUCCAAUCCUCAAAUGUGGGAUUUAGUUGCAUAUCGUGUAUUGAAUACACCUCAUCACCGUACGGGAGAUAAGUGGAAGAUUUAUCCAACUUAUGAUUUCACUCACUGUUUGGUUGAUUCUUUUGAAAACAUUAGUCAUUCACUUUGUACACUUGAGUUCCGUCUUAGUCGUGAAAGUUAUGAAUGGUUAUGUGAUGUGUUGCAUGUUUAUAGACCCGCCCAACGUGAGUAUGGUAGAUUAAAUAUUACUGGUACUGUGUUGUCAAAGAGAAAAAUUGCUAAAUUAGUUAAUGAACAUUAUGUUAGAGGAUGGGAUGAUCCUCGUUUAUUUACUUUAGAAGCUAUAAAGAGAAGAGGUGUACCUCCAGGUGCCAUUUUAUCAUUCAUUAAUACUUUGGGAGUUACCACUACUGAUAGUAACAUUCAAGUCGUAAGAUUUGAAUCAGCCAUUAGAAACUAUCUUGAUCACACUACUCCUCGUUUGUUAAUGGUUUUAGAUCCAAUCAAGGUUGUUAUUGAUAAUUAUGAUCCUGCUCUUCAUGGUGAAGAUAUAGAUGUACCAUACAAGCCAGGUAAAGGAGGAGAAAACUUUGGAAGUAGAAAGGUUAAGUUAAGCUCAACCAUCUAUAUUGAACGUAAUGAUUUCAGAGAAGGUGUAGCCGAUUCUGAAGAAUAUUUCAGAUUAACUCCAUCUCAACCGGUUGGAUUGAUCCGUGUACCAUACACCAUUAGUGUUAAUAAAGUAGUCAAGAAUGCUGAAGGACAAAUUGAAACUAUCCAUGUCAAAUACAAUCACGGAGAACAAAUCAAACCUAAGACAUUUAUCCAAUGGGUGGGUGAUAACAACAAGCUUCCUAUUAAGGAAAUCCGGGUAUACAAGCAAUUAUUCAAGAGUGAGAAUCCUAACCAAAACCCAGAAGGAUUCUUGAGUGAUAUUAAUCCUGAUAGUGAGCAUGUGUUGACUUCAGGAAUUGUGGAAAAGGCAGGAUUUAACGAAAUUGAAGCCAAGAGUCCAUUAAAUGUCGAAGUUCCAGGCAGUCAAUUCAACAUUGCUGAACAAAAGGGAAAUAAUACCGUCAGAUUCCAAGCAUUAAGAGUGGGAUACUUCUGUGUAGAUAAGGAUAGUUCUUCCGAAGGAUUGAUACUUAACAGGAUUGUAACUUUGAAGGAAGAUUCAUCCAAGAACUAAGCCCAAGUUGUAACUAAGCAGUAAAUAAAUAAAUAAAUAAAUAAUG